Molecule: messenger RNA, 1314 nt
Organism: Ostrea edulis (European flat oyster)
Lineage: Eukaryota; Metazoa; Mollusca; Bivalvia; Ostreida; Ostreidae
Product: multiple epidermal growth factor-like domains protein 11
Exons: 6
Coding region: 5-1153 (382 amino acids)
Molecular function (GO): scavenger receptor activity
Source: RefSeq, a predicted model, not a curated record
GUACAUGUAUACAUUAUCAAAGAAGACACAAACUCUCAAACUGAUAAAUGUGAUCGAUGAUUUCAUUUGCUUUACAGAAAUCCUAUCUCAGAACAAGAAGACCGAACAGGCUAAGGAGUUACCCUUCUGCCAACAAACUGGAACAUGUCAGCAGUAUCAAUCCAGUCGUGCAGUAGACGGAGACAUUAACACGUGUACAAGGACAACACCUAUUGGAACUACAACUUCAGAAGAAUGGAUAUGGUGGUAUGUUGACCUUCAGAAAGUACUCAGCAUCGUCAGCAUCAGAAUACAGUUCAGAGACUAUGGAGAACAAUAUGUCAUAAGACAAAGAGGACGUUUUGCUGGUUUUUCGCUCCAUGUGUCAAACACAACUAUAAAGGAGGAUGGGUAUCUAUGUUACAAGAACGGACAGGAGUUACCGACCUUGGAUUUCAAUACACCUUGCGUCAAACAUAGACGUUACGUUAUAUUUUACAAUGAAAGACUUGAUGGAACAACUUAUCCUACCGGGUAUGAAACUGGCUCAGUUCACACUGAAUUGUGUGAAGUAACUGUGACAGGUUGUGAAGAAUCAGGUGUGUUUGGAUAUAACUGUGAUGUACCCUGCCCAAGCAACUGUCAGGAAAUGAGAUGUGACAUUGUCCAUGGAACGUGUUUGGGUUGUACUGCGGGAUGGGUGGGGGAGUUUUGUAACACAUCAUGUCCAGCUGGAUAUUACGGUCUACAGUGUAGAUCUACGUGUACUGGACACUGCAGAGACAACCUGUCCUGUAACCACACUACUGGACAAUGUGACUGUGGCUGUGACAAUGGAUGGACAGGAGUACAUUGUAACAAACAGUGUACUGCAGAAUCAUACGGCCCUGAUUGUAUGUAUAACUGUAGUGGACAGUGUCUGAGUUACCGUCCCUGUAACAGGACAACAGGGAGAUGUGAUGGAGGCUGUAAUCCAGGAUAUACCGGAGAACUCUGUGAUAAAGAGUGUCCUCCAGAAACAUAUGGUUCAAAUUGUCUGUAUAUCUGUGGUGAACGUUGUCUUAGUGACUUACCUUGUAACUCGACAUCAGGAAUACAUGAUGGUUGUUGUAAUUCAGGAUAUACCGGGGAACCCAUUGGCAAAGGUGUGUUUAUUGCACUAACAUUUAAUUAGGUAAUAAUUUGUUCAAUAUCAGUCCUUAUCGAAUAUUCUAUCCACCAAUACAGCUCUAAAGUUUUCGAAUGAAAUCGAAACAGAACUAGCUUUACAGCUGUAUUACCAACUUAUUUUCAGUUGUAAAGUACGCCAUAAUAUUUCAAAACAUAAAUCAAUAU